AUGACACCACGAACUGAAGAACAAAUUCGAAGGCUGAAAUGUCAAAAAUAUGCAUUUGCGCUUCUGGCUAAUGAUUUACCUAUACCGAAUCACGUAUUUAUAGGAAUGAUGUCUUCUGCUCAAGUAGAAAAAUUUUUGGCAGCGCAAUCUCUGAAAGCUUCGUUGAAUUUUCCCAUGAAAAUAUUAGUGGAGGAUUCACAACAACCCGUUUGUAUACCUUAUAUUCCUACACCAGGACAGGUUGCUGAAAUGCAAAAGUCUAUUUUUGAUCAUGAUCAAGAAAUACGUAAUAGAAUUAAUAAACGAAUAGAAGAUCUUGAAAAGUUGCCUUCAAACUUGGCUAAUGAUCCUUUUAAAAUCGGUCAUGUUGAUGAUGCAAAUAAUAUUACUUUACGACAAGAAGUAUUGCAAUACUCAAAUUACCGAAAACCUGAGCCUAUCCGGUCAACGGCUGCAUACAGACGGAAGGUGGUGGUACCUGUGCGUGACUGGCCUACAACAGAAAGGGCUGAGAGGGAACGAGUUCAAGCACGUUUGCGUCGUGUGAGAGAAUCUAGACUAGAGUACAUCAAUGCUAUUUGUCUACAUGGUCAAGAAAUUAGAUACGCGCAUGAUAUGAAAUAUGAGAAGCGCAUUAGGAUGGGACGCGCAAUAUUAAACUUUCACUCAAAUAUUCAAAAACAAGCGCUAAAAGAGAAAGAACGAGUUUCUAAAGAACGUAUUAAUGCGCUUAAGAACAAUGAUGAAGAGGCGUAUUUGAAACUUAUUGAUCAAGAGAAAGAUACUCGUAUCACACAUCUAUUACGUCAAACUGAUACAUAUUUGGAAUCUUUAACGCAAGCUGUCGUUGAUCAGCAAAAUCAUCAUCGUCGUUUGAAUAAAGGUAAAGGUAAAUUAGUAGAUUCAACUGAUCAUACGGUAACGGCUAGUAUCACAGCUACUGAAGAUGAGGAUAAUAUAAUUGAAACAACGGAUGGUAAAAAGAUUGAUUAUUAUGUUGUUGCACAUCGAGUUCAAGAGAAAGUUGAACAGCCGUCUAUUCUCAUCGGUGGCUUGUUAAAAGAUUACCAGAUAAAAGGUCUCCAGUGGAUGGUGUCGUUGUACAACAAUCAUUUGAAUGGCAUUUUGGCUGAUGAAAUGGGUCUGGGAAAAACUAUUCAAACUAUUUCGUUAAUCACUACUAUGACUAAUUGGCAAAUGGAAUUCGAAAAAUGGGCACCUAUGGUCUCGGAAAGACUGUGUAUAUAUAAAGGCACACCGGCUGAGCGAAAGGCCUUACAAAGAAAAUAUUUACGUUGCCUGGAUUUUUAUGUCUUUUUAACGACCUAUGAAUAUAUUAUCAAAGAUAAAACAGUCUUAAGUAAACCGCGGUGGCUUUAUUGCAUCAUAGAUGAAGGCCAUCGUAUGAAGAAUGUCAAUUCAAGACUUUCUUUAGUUUUAAGUAAAGAAUAUAAUUUCAGAUAUCGACUUAUUCUUACAGGAACUCCAUUACAGAACAACUUGCCUGAACUUUGGUCCUUAUUGAACUUUGUCUUACCUAAAAUAUUCAAUUCCGUUAGUAGCUUUGAAGAAUGGUUUAAUACACCAUUUGCGAAUGCUGGUGGUCAAGACAAAAUUGCUUUGAAUGAGGAAGAGUCUCUACUCGUUAUUCGGCGACUACAUAAGGUGUUAAGACCUUUUCUCCUUCGUCGAUUGAAAAAGGAUGUUGAAUCUGAAUUGCCAGAUAAAGUUGAACGUGUUAUCAAAGUUAAAUUAUCAGCCUUGCAGAUAAAGCUCUAUCAUCAAAUGCAAAAGCAUG
Molecule: messenger RNA, 1798 nt
Organism: Racocetra persica
Lineage: Eukaryota; Fungi; Glomeromycota; Glomeromycetes; Diversisporales; Gigasporaceae
Source: the annotation of a GenBank genome assembly